GUUAAAUAAAAUAUUUUUCACUCAUGAAUGCCAUUACUACUUUUAGCACUGAUUCCUGUGUAGACAUACAUGUAAGAAGAAUAUGCUCUUGGUAAUUAUGGGCAAUUUUCAAAGCAAAGACAACUCGGAUUGCGUCAAAUUUAAGGAAUUGGCGGCCACUACACCCUUCUCAGCCAAACAGCUGAAGGAAUGGUACGCUGAGUUCAUCCAGGAGUGUCCCAACGGACAGAUGGAUAAACAGACUUUUAUG
Molecule: messenger RNA, 250 nt
Organism: Oppiella nova
Lineage: Eukaryota; Metazoa; Arthropoda; Arachnida; Sarcoptiformes; Oppiidae
Source: the annotation of a GenBank genome assembly